This is a messenger RNA of Chelmon rostratus (copperband butterflyfish), 959 nucleotides long. RefSeq names its product isoamyl acetate hydrolyzing esterase 1 (putative) (gene iah1). The record is from RefSeq and is a predicted model, not a curated record. The coding region runs from base 4 to 759 and encodes 251 amino acids. Gene Ontology annotation, molecular function: hydrolase activity, acting on ester bonds. Lineage: Eukaryota; Metazoa; Chordata; Actinopteri; Chaetodontiformes; Chaetodontidae. The transcript has 6 exons.
UUUAUGCAGCGCAGCCGGUUUCCACUCAAGAUGUCCAAGUUCAGUACAGUGAUUUGGCCUAAAGUGAUUUUAUUUGGGGACUCCAUCACACAAUAUUCAUUUCAAGGCAGUGGUUGGGGUGCAGAAAUUGCCAACAAACUAGCGAGAAAAUGUGAUGUUGUAAACAGAGGACUGUCGGGCUACAACACCAGAUGGGCCAAGAUCAUUCUUCCUCGGCUCAUCAACAGCCACAACUCAGCAGAAAACAACAUAGCUGCGGUCACUGUCUUCUUUGGAGCCAACGACUGUACACUGGAAGAUAAAAACGCCCAACAGCAUGUCCCUGUGCAGGAGUAUUCAGAUAACCUGAAGCAGAUCACCAGGCUUCUGGCUUCAGCUGGAGUGUCAGCAGACAGAGUGAUCUUCAUCACCCCUCCACCUGUUCAUGAGGCAGCCUGGGAGAAGGAGUGCAUUUUGAAAGGACAUCCUCUCAAUCGCCACAACUCUGCAGCGGGGCAGUAUGCCCAGGCGUGUGUGCAGGCUGCCGCUCAGUGUGGUACAGACGUCCUGGACCUCUGGACUCUCAUGCAGAAAGAUGGACAGGACUACACAGUCUACCUGUGUGACGGGCUGCAUCUCUCAGAGAAAGGAAACCAGUUUGUGGCUCAGCACCUGUGGGGGCUGCUGGAGAGUCGUGUGGCCGACCUGCCCUUCAUGCUGCCCUACUGGGCGGACAUCGACGCCAAGAGCCCUGAGAGCAGCCUCCUCUGUGACCAGUGAAAGGGACUAAAGGGCUGGAUAAUCUGCCAAGAACAAAACACUCACCAGCUGUGUUGCACUUGUAAAUUCCCUGGUAAACCGAGAGCCUGACACUGGACUUCAUUCCUGCUAAGACACAAUGAAGCAGCUGUGAUUUGUAUGAAUCAGAUGUGAGACCAUGUAUCAAUGUUUAAAAUGCACAAUAAAGAUUUUUAUUUUGA